CCUCGUGCGAUGGGAUCGCCAUAGCCGGGUUCCCUCUCUCACAGCUGCCCGUGGAGCUUCUUAGGGCAGUGAAUCCUCCAUUGCGAUGCUUGCCGGGGAUCAAUCCGCGUGGAUGCCGCCUUGUUCUUGCGGCCAAUCCAGGGAGGGAUGGGAUUUCCUUGGAGGAGGGAUGGAUCGAGGAAGAUUUGGACGCCGCGGGCCCAGCGAUUCUCGCGUUCUUGGAGAGUGACUACAAUGCCAUUGCGAUCGUGGAGCUGCCGAGGGAUUCGCUGGCUGAUUUCGCUGGGGCAAGAUUGCUGCUGCUCGAUCAAACAGGAUCUUUGUCAAUGCAGGAGAUCCUCACAGCGUUUACAUGGAGGAUUCGAUGUGGGUUGGAUACUACUGGGAUGAGUUCUCCUCGCUUCCACCGAUCAUUCCGGAAGGUCCCAUUGCAAUUCUCGGAUUGGGAGGUGGCACUGCUGCUCGAUUACUGCUCCAUUUGUGGCCCCAGCGAGAAUUGAUAGGCUUUGAGAUCGAUGAACUCCUGAUUGAAAAGGCGAGAGAAUAUCUUGGCCUGUCCGAGCUGGAAGGCGAGAAUGAACACGGUGGCGGACUGAAAAUUCAUAUCGGAGACGCUUUCUCGGAUGCCAGUGAUCCCGACGGAGGAUUUGCAGGCAUUGUCGUGGAUUUGUUCUCAAACGCGGAGGUUUUGCCAGAGCUGCACGAGGUGGAGACAUGGUUGAAACUCCGGAAGAGAUUGAAACCGGGAGGCCGGAUCAUGAUCAACUUCGUGGAGAAAAGGAAGCUCCAUGGAGAUCAAAACAAGCACAACAUUCUACGUGCAAUGUCUAAAGCAUUUCCAGGCGAGGUGAACUGGCGAAAGAUUGAUCGAAUUAACAACAAAAUGGCUUUCACGGGUCCUCUCCCGGAUCUCGAAAAAUGGUCUCAGGCUCUUCCCGAGAGGCUACAAAAAGGCACACUCGAAUGGAAAGCUUUCGAUUGACAAGCCUUCUCUCGGGAAAGAAAAAAAAAAAAAAAAUCAAUCUCGUCUCGGGGUGGAAAGAAUCUGCCCGAUAAUCGCAUUCACCUUCACACAACCAGCGUAAGCACAAGAGAAAAAAAAAAGAGAGCUCUUUCGUGGAGC
Molecule: messenger RNA, 1123 nt
Organism: Selaginella moellendorffii
Lineage: Eukaryota; Viridiplantae; Streptophyta; Lycopodiopsida; Selaginellales; Selaginellaceae
Product: probable polyamine aminopropyl transferase
Exons: 8
Coding region: 353-982 (209 amino acids)
Source: RefSeq, a predicted model, not a curated record